UUUCUAGAAGAGUGCCACUGCCGGCAGGAGCAAAGGGUCACCUCGCCUGCACUCUGGGCUUGGUAGCCCACGACCUAGGGCGGGCUCCCGGUUCAAGCUUUCCCCGCUGCCUCGCCGACGGCCUCCGCCCUUCAGGCCCAAUUUUUCUGCACGUCCCUGGGUGGAGGUGCGCCCUGGCCUCGCAGCAGCCUCCGGGCCACCCCAGGUCAGCUUCCCGACCGGCGCAGGCUGCCCUCCCAGCGCGUCCCGGGUCAGCAAUCAGCAGGCGUCCCCUCCGCCCGGCCCGGCCAGCCCAGCUCAGGAGGGACGAAGGCAAGGACGACACUCCCCGGCCACCAUUCAUUUCCCCACUGGUCUCCUCAGCUCUGCAGAUUGAAGUGAGUGAAUUCAGAUAUAAUUCAAGCUUGUUAGAGCGCUUUAAAAAAAUACAAAGUUGAUUCGUUGCAUGAGAGCAAGUUAACUACUGCUGCUUACCCGUGAGAGACUUACAGGUGCUUGCCUGAAUUGCAAUAAAGGACUCAUAUAUUGAGCAAGACUUAUUUAUCUCUUCAUUUUGGAGAGCCUCAUAAACUGUUAUUACAGUUUCUCUACUGACUUUGAAAAGUUUGAAAGAGACACCUGUGCAGCUAAGAAAGCAUGAGCACGGCCAGGACAGAGAACCCUGUUAUCAUGGGUCUGUCCAGUCAGAACGGCCAGCUGAGGGGCCCCGUGAAGGCCAGUGCCGGCCCUGGAGGAGGGGGCCCACAGACACAGACACAGAUGAACCAGUUGAAGAACACCAGCACAAUCAAUAAUGGCACUCAGCAGCAAGCACAGAGCAUGGCCGCCACCAUUAAACCUGGUGAUGACUGGAAAAAGACUUUAAAACUCCCUCCAAAGGAUCUAAGAAUUAAAACUUCGGAUGUGACCUCCACAAAAGGAAAUGAGUUUGAAGAUUACUGUUUGAAACGAGAGUUGCUAAUGGGAAUUUUUGAAAUGGGCUGGGAAAAACCAUCUCCUAUUCAGGAGGAGAGCAUUCCCAUUGCUUUAUCUGGUAGGGAUAUCUUAGCUAGAGCAAAAAAUGGAACAGGCAAAAGCGGUGCCUACCUCAUCCCCUUACUUGAACGGCUGGACCUGAAGAAGGACAAUAUUCAAGCAAUGGUGAUUGUUCCCACUAGAGAACUUGCUCUACAGGUCAGUCAAAUUUGCAUCCAGGUCAGCAAACACAUGGGAGGGGCCAAAGUGAUGGCGACCACUGGAGGAACCAAUUUACGGGAUGACAUAAUGAGGCUUGACGAUACAGUGCAUGUGGUGAUUGCUACCCCUGGCAGAAUCCUGGAUCUUAUCAAGAAAGGAGUAGCAAAGGUUGAUCAUGUCCAGAUGAUAGUAUUGGAUGAGGCAGAUAAGUUGUUGUCACAGGACUUUGUGCAGAUAAUGGAGGAUAUUAUUCUCACACUACCUAAAAAUAGGCAGAUUUUACUAUAUUCCGCUACUUUCCCUCUUAGUGUACAAAAGUUUAUGAAUUCCCAUCUGCAAAAACCCUACGAGAUAAACCUGAUGGAGGAGCUAACUCUGAAAGGGGUGACCCAGUACUACGCAUAUGUAACGGAGCGCCAAAAAGUGCACUGCCUCAAUACACUCUUCUCCAGGCUUCAGAUAAACCAGUCGAUCAUUUUCUGCAACUCUUCUCAGAGAGUUGAGUUACUGGCCAAGAAGAUUUCUCAGCUGGGUUACUCUUGCUUCUAUAUCCAUGCUAAAAUGAGGCAGGAACAUAGAAAUCGUGUCUUUCAUGAUUUCCGAAAUGGCUUAUGCCGCAAUCUUGUUUGCACUGAUCUGUUUACCCGAGGUAUUGAUAUACAAGCUGUGAAUGUGGUAAUAAACUUUGACUUCCCAAAGCUGGCAGAGACCUAUCUUCAUCGGAUUGGAAGGUCAGGUCGCUUUGGUCAUCUUGGCUUAGCCAUCAACUUGAUCACAUAUGAUGAUCGCUUCAACCUGAAGAGUAUUGAGGAGCAGCUGGGGACAGAGAUCAAACCCAUCCCAAGCAACAUUGACAAGAGCCUGUAUGUGGCAGAAUACCACAGUGAGCCUGCAGAAGAUGAGAAACCUUAACAAGCACGCUUUGACAAACUACAGAAGGCUCCUUGGAUCUGUGACGCAUCAUUUUUGGGGCGGGGGGUGCUCUUCUCCUUGUGGGUUUUUCAUCUUUAGUUUGGAACUAUGAAGAGUUAUAUAAGAGCUCAGACAUCUUUCUUUUUUUUAACUGGUGAAGAAAAACUGAAAAGAAGAAAUGGACCUUUUUUGUUCCCUUGUUUGCACUGUGUGCUGACUGACCGUUUCGUUGCACUAACUGCUGGUUUUUAAAAAUGUUUUCUGGGGAAAGGGGACAAGGAAGGAGGAAAAAGAAAGGGAGAAACCCUAAAAAGAGAAGAAUCUUGGUGGACACGCGCCUGUCUACAGUUCUCCGAUAGCCGACUCUACUGCAUUUCAACUUCUCCCUGGUUACUCAUCCGUUUUUAAGCCUGAAGAGCUUACUACUUAUUUGUGCAAAGUGCCUUACGCUACGAGACCAUUAAGAAUAUCAUCUUUUACCACAGCCCGAGGAAUCAACAAAGUCACGUUCUAUUUUCUUUUCUUUUUAUUUCUUUGCCUCUUCAUUUUGGUUUCAAGUUGAAGUCUUGCUUCCUGUUCUACCAGUACUCAUGCCCAGGGCCGGAAGGUGGACUAGUGAUGGUAGCGCCAUUUUCCUUUUCUUUAUAUGGAGGAGUUGAUUCACAACUGCAGUCCAUCCACACUGUAAAUACAUGUAUUUAAAAAAAAAAAACAAUACCAAGUAAAAUUUUCUUCUGGGCUGAG
This is a messenger RNA of Rattus rattus (black rat), 2832 nucleotides long. RefSeq names its product DEAD-box helicase 6 (gene Ddx6). Bases 637 to 2088 code for a protein of 483 amino acids. Gene Ontology annotation, biological process: cytoplasmic stress granule assembly; P-body assembly. Gene Ontology annotation, molecular function: mRNA binding; RNA helicase activity; ATP binding. The record is from RefSeq and is a predicted model, not a curated record. The transcript has 14 exons. Gene Ontology annotation, cellular component: cytoplasmic stress granule; P-body. Lineage: Eukaryota; Metazoa; Chordata; Mammalia; Rodentia; Muridae.